AUGCGACGCCUUAGUCUGGUCUUCAACCUGAAAAUCAGAGCCAUCCGGAAAUACUUGAUGUUCGAGGGGCGCUUCAACAUGCUCAAGGCAGGUGUUGCCUACGUCAAGGAGAUGCAGGGUGGUCAAGGAGUUUGCGCGGUCUCCGCCAACUACGCCGCAGAUCUGAAGCGCGAGCGCAUGCUCUUCCGUGGCCUGCCGAACAUCCUGCCGCUUGACAAUGCCACCGACCCGGCGGAGGACCAGGGAGCCGCAGGCAUCGACAAGCUGCGGAAGAUGCGCUUCGAAGCCAAGGCGGCCUUGCAGAAGCACUGCGAUUUGGAUCAGGACCCUGGCGCCAAGAUCCUGAUCUUCAUCGGCCGCUGGGUCAAGCAGAAGGGCGUGGAUCACAUUGCGAUGCUCACCCAGGACAUUCUGCGAAGCCGCCGUGAGGUUCAGAUGGUCUUGGCAGGGCCGCCGGACGACGCCUUCGGGCUCUAUGCGCAAGAGCUGCUGGCUCCUUUGAAGUCCAUCUUCAAAGGCCGGCUCUUCGUGUGCACGGAGUUCUUCCGGCUCCCGGGGGAGCUGCGGCGCGGCGCCCACCUCUGCUUCACGCCCAGCUGCUCGGAGCCCUUCGGCGCCUCGGCCCGAUGCUAUGUGGAUGUGGAGUUCGGCCUGCUGGGGGUCCCCUCUGUGGGUUGCGCGAUCGGAGGCCUCGGGAAGAUGCCGGGGGUCUACUUCCGCCAGCAGAAUGCAGAUGCGCCAGACAUGCUGAUCGAAGCCUUCUACUGCGCCAUCGACUAUGCGCUGGACCUGCCCGAGCCCCAGUACUGGCAGAUGGCCAAGGCGGCCACCAAGGCCACCUUUCCCUUCAUCAUUUGGCGCGAGAAUCUGCUGGAGGCCGGGCUCAAUCCGUAA
Molecule: messenger RNA, 894 nt
Organism: Effrenium voratum
Lineage: Eukaryota; Dinophyceae; Suessiales; Symbiodiniaceae
Source: the annotation of a GenBank genome assembly